Messenger RNA from Lepus europaeus (European hare), 4037 nucleotides. It is a transcript of the gene RPGRIP1, whose product is annotated as RPGR interacting protein 1. The coding region runs from base 186 to 4010 and encodes 1274 amino acids. Lineage: Eukaryota; Metazoa; Chordata; Mammalia; Lagomorpha; Leporidae. Gene Ontology annotation, biological process: non-motile cilium assembly; retinal rod cell development. The record is from RefSeq and is a predicted model, not a curated record. Gene Ontology annotation, cellular component: photoreceptor connecting cilium. The transcript has 26 exons. Gene Ontology annotation, molecular function: thromboxane A2 receptor binding.
GCCUUCAUAUGCUGAUCAAUGAAGAGUUAACAUCUUAAAAGCUAAACAGAAUGGGAUUAGCUCUUUUAACAAGCGGAGAAGACAAGAGGAUUGGAACCUAGAGUCCUGGAGGACACCAGGACAUUCAGAGGAAGGAACUGCAGGAAGCUCUCUGGAGGAAGCAAGAACUCUUGAGAACUGAGGAGAUGUCACAUCUGGUGGAUCAUACUUCAGGGGACCUGCCAGUUAGAGACGUGAGCUCCGCACCUCUGAUGUUGCCAGCAUCAAAAGGUAAGAGUGUAAAACCUCAACCAUCCUUAAGCAAGAUGAGCCGGGAGGAAUUGGAAGAUGGUUUCUUUCGACUUCGUGACGAGCACCUGUCAGUGAAGGAACUUUUUUGGAAGCAACAGGAUGAGAUAAAAAGGCUGAGGACCACCUUGCUCCGGCUGACGGCUAUGGGCCGGAACCUCCGAGCUGAGGCAUCUGGGGCGCAACUCUCCGGGCCGGUAAGGCAGCGGCAGAAGGCGGGGUGGCUGCAGCACCCCACGACAAAUCGGCUCCAAGGACAGACCCAGCGCGUGGGCCCCUCUGCUCCGCGCCGCGCCCCGUCUCGUGCCCACGGGGAAUCCCGACAGCUCCACACCGCUGGUGCGCAGGUGCCAGAGAAACCCAGGAAGGCGCCAAGGGACAGGCGGAGCUACACAGCCCCUCCCACGUUCAAGGACCAUGUGACAAAUGAAAAAACCAGGGGUGAAAUCACCAGUGAACCCAGCGAACCGGAACAAGUGAAUUGUACUUUCUUUCAGCAAAUCAUAAUUUUGGCUAAAUUCAUUGGUCUAUGCAUGCCUAACAGUGCCCACAUUAUAGCCAAUAACGCUGUGCAAGCAGAAGAGUCACCCGCAUCUCCUGAGAAGGUGGGGUCCAAAGAAGAACAUCUUGCACAGAGAAGCUCAUUGGAGAGUGCCCAGAAGGCCACAGAACUUCGAGCUUCCAUUAAAGAGAACGUGGAGCUGAUUCGACUUAAAAAGCUCUUACAUGAAAGGAGUACCUUGUUGGCAGUGACAACAGCACAGUUAGCAGACGUACAGGAGGCAUAUGAAACCUUGCUCCAGAAGAACCAGGGAAUCUUAGGUGCAGCUCAUGAUGCCCUCCUCACCCAAGUGAAUGAGCUCAGGGCAGAGCUAACCGAGGAGAGCAAGAAGGCUGUGAGCAUGAAGAGCCAACUGGAAGAUGUGUCCAUCCUGCAGAUAACUCUGAAGGAGUUUCAGGAGAGAGUUGAAGAUUUGGAAAAAGAACGAAACUUGCUGAAUGACAAUUAUGACAAGCUCGUAGAAAACAUGCUGGACAGCAGUAGCCAAGCUCACUGGAACAGUGAGCCCACAGGAGAACAGCUACGGCAGCAAGUUUCUCAGUUGCAGGAUCAGCUGGAUGCUGAGCUGGAGGAGAAGAGAAAAGUCUUACUUCAGCUAUCCCGAGAGAAAGCUGAAAAUGAAGAUCUGAAGCUUGAAGUCACCAACAUGAUUCAGAAGCAUAAACAGGAAGUGGAAAUCCUCCAAAGGACAGCCACGCUUGCCCAAAUUCCUGACAGGCAGUCGGAGCCAGCCAUUCACCGAGCUGUAUUCCAAGAGACUGCUCAGAUCGAGCCCAGUGAGCAAAAAAUCCAAGAAGAAAAGAAACUCUGCCAGUUGUUAAGUGAGUUGCAAAUAUCACAUGCAGAGACCACGUUGGAACUGGAAAAGACUAGAGACAUGCUUAUUCUGCAGCGCAAAAUCAACGUGUGUUAUCAGGAGGAACUGGAGGCAAUGAUGACAAAAGCUGAUAAUGAAAAUAGAGAUCACGAAGAAAAACUGGAGAGGCUGAGUCAACUCCUAGACAUCAAGAACAACCGUAUCAAGCAACUGGAAGGUAUUUUAAGAAGCCAUGGCCUUCCAACAUCUGAGCAGCUCAAAGACAUUGCCUAUGGCACUCGACAAAUGUCAGUAAGUCUAAAAACCCUGCCUGCCCUCGGAGAUGAGGAGAGAGCGGAUGUUUCCUUGCUGCGUCAGAGUGACAAUCUUUUCGAACUACACAUCCACCAGGCCUUCCUGACAUCUGCUGCCUUGGCUCAGGCUGGAGAUGCCCGCCCUACUACCUUCUGCACCUAUUCCUUCUAUGAUUUUGAAACUCACUGUACACCACUCUCUGUGGGGCCGCAGCCCUGCUACGACUUCACCUCCCAGUAUGUGGUGGAGAUGGAUUCCCUUUUCCUGCACUACCUUCGAGGGGCUUCAGCCCGUCUUGAUCUGCACCAGGCUGUGGCCAGUGAACACCACACCCUUGCAGCCGGAUGGAUUUGCUUUGACAGAGUGCUAGAGACCGUGGAGAAAGUCCAUGGCUCGGUCACACUUACUGGAGUUGGUGGAGAAGACUUUGGGGUGCUAGAGUACUGGAUGAGACUGCACUUCCCCAUAGGACGCAGCCAACUGGCAUGCAAUAAACAAAAGAAGGCCCAGGCCUACCUGUCAGCCAGCGUACCUGGAGCCUGGGAGGCCAAGGAGGAUGAGUCCAGAUCAAAAGCUUGGCAACCUCAGAAUGAGCUGCGGAUUGAAAUCACCAGGUGCUGCGGCCUCCGGGGUCGCCAGCUGGGAGCUCAGCCCAGUCCAUACGUCAUGUACCGCUUCUUCACCUUCUCUGACCACGACACUGCCAUCGUUCCAGCCAGUAACAGUCCCUACUUUAGAGACCAGGCUCGGUUCCCAGUGCUUGUCACCUCUGAUCUGGAUCAGUAUCUGAGGCGGGAGGCCCUGUGCAUCUACGUUUUUGAUGAUGAAGAGUCAGAGCCUGGCCUGUACCUGGGCCGAGCUCAGGUGCCCUUGCUGCCUCUUGCACAGAACCAAUCUGUAAAAGGGGAUUUUAACCUCACUGACCCUGCAGAGAAACCCAAUGGAACUAUCCAAGUGCACCUGGAUUGGAAGUCGCACUACCUACCUCCUGAGACCGUCCUGAAAGCAGAAGCACAGGAUAAGGAAAGGGACACCAAGGGUGGUUUAGAGAUCUUGUCUGAAGAGGAAAAGCCUGCCUUUCCUCCACAGAACCAGGUGACAUCUGCCGAGAUUCCCAUUGAAGCUGGCCAGUAUCACGUAAAGAGAAAACUUCCUCAGGUGGGAGAAAGAAAGGAAAAGGAACGCCAGGUUGCCACCUACUCAAGAAGAAAACAUGGCAAAAGAAUAGGUGCCCAAGGAAAGAACAGGAUGGAGUAUCUUAGUCGUAACAUCUUAAAUGGGAAUACGUUGCAACAGGUGAACUACACUGAGUUGAAGUUCUCAGGGCUUAAGAUCACCGAAGAUGAUGGUCUUAAAAGUCAGCACACAGAGGAGACCAUGUCCUCUCAGCCAGCACCGAAGUGCAAGGAAUCCCUGCAUCCCGUAAAUGAUGCAGAAUCCUGUGAUCAAGCUUCUGAAGUCAGUGAAGCACAGACGACAGACAGCGAUGACGUCGUGGUGCCACCCGUAUCUGAGAAAUGUCCCAAAGCAGAUUCAGAGAAAAUGUGCAUUGAGAUUGUCUCUCUGGCCUUCAACGAGGAGGCUGAAGUGAUGUUUGAUGAGAACAUAAAGCAGGUGUACGUGGAGUACAGGUUCUGUGAUCUGCCCUGGUCAGAGACAGAGACGCCAAUAUCCCUGAGGAAGCCAAGGGCCGGAGAGGAAAUCCACUUCCACUUCAGCAAGGUGAUAGACCUGGACCCACUGGAACAGCAGGGCCGGAGGCAGUUUCUGUUCACUAUGCUGACUGGACAAGAUCCCGAGGAAGGACAUUUAAAGUUUACAGUGGUAAGUGAUCCUAUCGAUCAAGAAAAAGAAUGUCAAGAAGUGGGAUAUGCAUAUCUUGAGCUGUGGCAGAUCCUGGAGUCGGGAAGAGACAUCCUAGAGCAAGAGCUGGACAUUGUUAGUCCUCAAGACAAGGCCACCCCAAUAGGGAGGCUGAAGGUUUCCCUUCAAGCAGCUGCUGCCCUCCAUGCUAUUUACAAGGAGAUGACUGAAGAUUUGUAUUCAUGAAGGAACAAAAGCUAUUCCAAUCUAAAA